UUUCGGGUGCAUUUUGGGGUUUUUCGGGCGGAUUUUGGGGUUUUUCGGGGGUCCUGAGCGCUUUUGGGGACCCCCAGACCCUCGGGGGGCUCCACUUUGCCCACGUCAGGCACGGGGGGCUCUUCUUUGGGGCCACCACCGAGGGCGACGCCUCCCCCUUCACCCUCAUCGAGUUCCUCAACAGGCUGGUGACGCUGCUCCGGGAUUUCUGCGGCCCCCUGAGCGAGAAAAGCCUGGCGAUGAACCUGGCACUGGUGGGGGAGCUGCUGGAGGAGCUGGUGGAUUUUGGCCACAUCCAGACCACGAGCCCCGAGAUCCUUCGGAGCCUGGUGCAGUCGGAGCCCGAGAGCCCCAAACCCUUCAGCCUCCUCGACCUGGGAUCCGUGGGGUUGUUCGGGGCGGAGACGCAGCAGAGCCGGGUGGCGCCGGGGGGGGCGGCCACCAGACCCCUCCCCCCGCCCCGGGGGGACCAGCCCCUCAAACCCGAAGUUUUCGUCGACGUCCUCGAGCGCCUCUCGGUCGUCAUCGCCGCCAACGGAACCCCCCUGAAGGUGGACGUGCAGGGAGAGAUUCGCCUCAAGUGUUACCUCCCCCCCUGCGUCGAGCUCCUGAUCGGCCUCACGGAGGAAUUUUGCGUGGGAAAAUCGGAAUUGAGAGGCUACGGCGCGCCGGUGCGGGUGGACGAGUGCUCCUUCCACAGCUCCAUCCGCCUGGACGAGUUCGGCUCCGGGAGGGUCCUGAGGGUCUCCCCCAGCCAGGGAGAGAUGACGCUGAUGCAGUACCAGGUCCAGGACGAAAUCCCAGCCCCGCUCCCCUUCCGCCUUUUCCCCACCGUGGAAGAAGAACCGGGGGGAAGAAUCCGGAUUUAUCUCAAGCUCCGCUGUGACCUCCCCCCCAAAAGCCACGCCAUCAACGUCCGGCUGCAGCUCCCGGUGCCCAAAGGCGUCUCCAGCCUGUGGCAGGAGCUGAGCAGCCCCGAGCAAUCGGCCGAGCUGGAUUUGCCUUCCCGGAGCAUCCGCUGGGAAAUUCCCAAAAUCCAGGGAGGAUCCCAACUCUCCGCCCUCUUCAAGCUGGAUGCGGCCCCGCUGUCCCGUUGCUGGCGCCUGGAGCUGGGUCCUGCCCACGGCUCCUUCGCGCUCCCGGCGCUGUCGAGUUCGGGGCUGCGGCUCCGGUUCCUGCGGCUCCGCGGAGCCCCCGGCGCCGCCCCCGCCCCGCGCUGGGUGCGGUACCUCACCCACAGCGACUCCUACGUCAUGAGACUGUGAGAAACCUGGGAAAAAUCCUGGGAAAAUCCGGGGAAAAUUCCGGGAAAAAUCCCGGGAAAAUUCCGGGAAAAAUCCCGGGAAAAAUCCGGGAAAAAAUCCGGGAAAAAAUCUGGGAAAAAUCCCGGGAAUAAAGGUGGGAACAGAGCGGUGCCUCACCCACAGCGA
Messenger RNA from Cyanistes caeruleus (blue tit), 1430 nucleotides. NCBI's taxonomy places the organism in Eukaryota, Metazoa, Chordata, Aves, Passeriformes, Paridae. The record is from RefSeq and is a predicted model, not a curated record.